AACACUCGGAAACCUCGAGGCUGCCUCGAGGUGACGCGUUGAAGAGGUCCUACCCUCUUCGCAGAACAGGUCGAAUUUGGCCUUGCACUUCAAAAGGAACCACAAUCUACUGCGAGAUGGGCCGUGAAUCUACUAGUGGCAGAUUACCGGUGUUCCCCCCAACUCGCUUAAGACCCUACUCUACUACGUUGUUCUCUCCCUCCUUGCCUUCCUUGCACUCGUCAUGCCCGCUCAACGGACUACGCGCCGAUCCCGUCGGCUGUCCCGACGUUCGCCAAUAAAUCUCGCGGACUAUGGCGUCUACGAAGAUUCCCCUGUUGCAGAUCACAAUAUUCCGUCUCUUCACGGGGGUAGUAGUAGCAGCAGUAUUGCUAUGCCCAUUCCAAUCCCACUUCCACCGUCACUCCCGAUGUUCACAGCUAAUACAUCCGACGAUGUCCCCUCUUCUUCACCCUCGCCUACUAUCGCCACACACCUCCCAUUUACCCCUGGUUCGUCUCAUACCAGGAACCGCAGGAAGGGUCAUAUCCCUCGUCCCCCAAAUGCCUUCAUGGUUUUCCGCUCCUGGUUGUGGAACAAGGACAACCUCAAAAAUGUCGAAAGAGAUAACCGCAACGUUUCUCGUAUUGCAGGACGCCUCUGGAACGACCUCUCCGAGGAGCAGCGUGCUCCUUUCCGGAAAAUGGCUGGAGAAGCCAAGGUGCGCCAUGCACAGCUCUACCCCGAGUACAAAUAUACCCCGACUUUCCGCAAGCCCAACAAGUCCUCUCAGCGUCUUCCCAAGCGUCGUCGCGAGGGAUCGACGAAGAAGACCCGCAUUACCGUACCGGUGGUACCUCAAGUCAACUUCCAGGUCCCACCAAUGGCGCCUAGUUCUCAAACCGCCGCAAUUAAUAUCAAGCAAGAAACGCCCCCUCUGUCAGACUUCCGUACCCCAGAUCUGGUAUGGCCACUUGAAGAACCAGAAGAGUUCGUCCCCACCGAGGAUAUACCUCUUCUUUCACUAGACGACUGCUGCGUCAUGACUCUCAAGAUGCCCGAAGAUUGCCCACUGCCGCGGUACGUAGACCCCGCAGUUGAUAGCGCUCUUUGCGGUGUAAAACCAGAAGCCGCACUUUUCGUCGACGAAUGCAUGCUCACUGCCUUCAAUUCGUAUUCCCCGCUGCCUUCGACGUCUCUUUUCGCCCCCUUCGAACAAUCCCAGUCGUCUACCUACGAUGGCUUUUCCUGGGGAUCCUCUUCCCCUACACGCUCUCCGAUCAUGUUCUCAAAUCCGUUCGAAUAUUCAUCAGACGAGAAGUCCUUUUCACUACAGACCCUUGAUCAACUCUUCGACCAGUCCAUAUCGCCCAUCACUCUCAUCCCCCCUCACAUUAACCACUGGUAAACGAGAUGAAGCUAAUUUUCUCACUGGCUGGAUCCCUUGAGCGCAAUUGAACUUUUCUUCCAUUCCCCAUUCUUUUGUACUACGCAU
Molecule: messenger RNA, 1474 nt
Organism: Pisolithus orientalis
Lineage: Eukaryota; Fungi; Basidiomycota; Agaricomycetes; Boletales; Pisolithaceae
Exons: 3
Coding region: 224-1387 (387 amino acids)
Biological process (GO): regulation of transcription by RNA polymerase II
Cellular component (GO): nucleus
Molecular function (GO): DNA-binding transcription factor activity, RNA polymerase II-specific; RNA polymerase II cis-regulatory region sequence-specific DNA binding
Source: RefSeq, a predicted model, not a curated record